Molecule: messenger RNA, 1112 nt
Organism: Zootermopsis nevadensis
Lineage: Eukaryota; Metazoa; Arthropoda; Insecta; Blattodea; Termopsidae
Source: RefSeq, a predicted model, not a curated record
AGAAUAUGUUAAUAACACAGACGUUUCUUUGAUCAUAUAAUUUAAGGAUAUCAUUAGAUAAACUGAUUCAUUGUAAUCUAUUUAUUUUUCCCCCCAGGUUUGCAAGAACUAGAUUUGUAUGGCUGCCAGGGAAUCACAGAUGUCAACCUUUAGUUUUCUUGAACUUCAACAUUUAAAUCUGAGUCUCUGCCGGUAACAGAUGCAGGAAUCUCAGAUCUGGCCUCAAAGAACCCAAGCAUUGAAACCCUUAAAAUGAACUUUUGUAACAAAAUCACAGACAGUGGCAUUAUUGAACUUGUGAAGCAUUUGUCAAGACUGAAACAUCUUGAAUUGCGGGGAUGCUCCAAGCUGACAGAUGCAAGCCUUACAGCAAUUGGACAGAGAUGUAGCAAUCUGAAGUACCUGGAUACAACCAACUGCUCUGGCAUGUCUCUAGAAAGAUCUUUCAGCUAUGCUGAGGUCAGCGUGGCGUGCGCCGGUCGACCGGAUAAAGGGGCGACCCUGGGGUGGAUUCCUCGGCACUGCUCCCCACUAAAGAUCACUCCGCCGCGCUGAACCAGGAAAGUGGGGCGCUAAAGCCUUUAGCUAAGGGCCCCGGUUCCCAGCCGGGACCCGCUCCCUCGAAGCACGUAGCAUCUAGGCGCAGGUCUCCCGGAGACGAGUCCGUUUCUCUCAGCGGCACGUCAGCUGACACCACUGCUCGCGCCCAAAUGGACAAACAGUUUUAAGUUUCUUAUCAUCAGCAUGUGUUAUGUUCUUAUGAACAUCAUUCUGACUUCUGUUUCAAAGAAAUUAUGUUCGAAUGAUUCAGAUCAAUGCACUAUACCUCUUCUGACAUUAUGGUACUAGAACACAGAAACAAUUUAUUUCAAGUGCUCUGAUUAACCAACAAAAUUAUCAAACCUGUGAAACUAUGAGAGUCCUUAAAGAGCCUCUACAUACAGCAUAUAACCUACAUAAGCUAAUCUUUCCAUAAAAACAAUCCAUGCUUUAAAGCUUGAAAUGUUGAAUGAAAAAUAUGGGAAACCUAAGGAGCUUUGACAGUAAGGAUCAGAGAAAGUGUACAAGCCCAUACAUACAAACUGGUUUAUUGUACAAUACAAACUUCUACA